Messenger RNA from Hymenoscyphus albidus, 1134 nucleotides. The record is from the annotation of a GenBank genome assembly. NCBI's taxonomy places the organism in Eukaryota, Fungi, Ascomycota, Leotiomycetes, Helotiales, Helotiaceae.
GUUUGGCAGCUCAUUACACAAAUAUCCAGAUAGUUCAUAACUACACCUCCGUUCCUUCAUAUUCAGCCUUCAGUCUUCAGCCUUCAUCCUUCUGUGAGAACCAAAUACAGAAGAAAUUCCUAAUCAUGACUGGUACAGAUUAUUGUAAGUCUUUUGACCCCGCCUUCGCCUUCAUCUCAACUUUACUUAACCAGAUAUACAGAUGUUGUCCUUGGGGUUGCACCCUCUGCGACAGCAACCCAAGUUAGAGCUGCAUACAAGAAGUAAGUGCUCUUUUUCAUUGCCCUCCUUCGAGGCACUCUCCGACACCCAAAUCCAACCAUCUUUUUAGCAAUUAACAUAAUAUCCCUCACAGAGCAGCUCUUAGAACACACCCUGAUCGCGUCCCCUCAGACUCCCCCGAACGAGCAGAGCGAACCCGCAAAUUCCAAAUCAUAAACGACGCCUAUUACACUCUCUCUGACCCCACCAGACGCAAAGAAUACGACUCCGCGCGACAAGCCCACGGUUUCGGAUUCGGCUCUGGCGCCUCCACCGCAUCCACCGCCUUCGACUCGGACGAAGACAUCCCCAUUCCCGAUCCGGAACCCUCUGUCCCAGGCGGCUUCCCCUGGUCCUCCUUCGGCUUCUCGUCGAAAGCCAAGAACAAGGCCGAAGAGGAGAAGUUCGAGCGCGAGCAAUUCGGGGAUGUAUUUGAGGAGAUGUUGUGGGAGGAGGGGAUGGCUGAGAAUGGAGGGAAGCCUACGGGGUUGUUUUGGAGUGUGGUGGGCGGGUUGAGUGGUGGUGCGAUGGGGUUUAUUGUUGCAAAUUUUCCAGGGAUGGUUGCUGGUGCGGUUGCGGGCAAUAGACUGGGGAGUGUGAGGGAUGCGAAGGGGAAGAGUGUUUAUGCUGUUUUUCAGGAGUUGCCGCAGGCGGAUAAGGCGAGGCUUUUGAGUCAGCUUGCGCAGAAGGUUUUUAGUCAUGCUGUUGGGGCUAGCUAGAGGAGAGUCAAUGAGGAAAUGUGGAAGGCGUUUGGAUUUGGGAGUUGAUGAAGGAUUUGGGACACAGGACGUGAUAUCAAGAUGUUAUGGGAUCCAGUUCUUAGCUAUUCUCGAGUACGUAGUUAGAUAUCCAAUAAAUGAAAUUUGCAGCAGG